Molecule: messenger RNA, 858 nt
Organism: Carica papaya (papaya)
Lineage: Eukaryota; Viridiplantae; Streptophyta; Magnoliopsida; Brassicales; Caricaceae
Source: RefSeq, a predicted model, not a curated record
UACAAUGAAAUUCUCGGCAAAGGAGCUUCAAAGACAGUUUAUAGAGCAUUUGACGAGUAUGAAGGCAUCGAAGUUGCUUGGAAUCAGGUAAAGCUUUAUGAUUUCUUACAGAGCCCUGAAGAUCUUGAAAGGCUCUACUGUGAGAUCCAUCUCCUCAAGACAUUGAAGCAUAAGAACAUUAUGAAGUUUUAUACUUCCUGGGUUGAUACCGCAAAUAGGAAUAUCAACUUUGUGACAGAAAUGUUCACUUCUGGGACUUUGAGACAGUAUAGGCUAAAGCACAAGAGAGUCAACAUUAGAGCAAUUAAGCAUUGGUGCAGGCAGAUCUUGAGAGGACUACUUUAUCUUCAUAGUCAUGAUCCUCCUGUGAUUCAUAGAGAUCUUAAAUGUGACAAUAUUUUUGUCAAUGGCAACCAAGGAGAGGUGAAGAUUGGCGAUCUUGGCCUUGCUGCAAUCCUCCGAAAAUCCCAUGCUGCUCAUUGUGUUGGGACACCAGAAUUCAUGGCUCCAGAAGUUUAUGAGGAGGCAUAUAAUGAAUUAGUUGACAUUUAUUCAUUUGGGAUGUGCAUUUUGGAAAUGGUGACCUUUGAAUAUCCGUAUAGUGAAUGUACUCAUCCUGCUCAAAUCUACAAGAAAGUUAUAUCUGGUAGAAAACCGGAUGCUUUGUACAAAGUGAAAGAUCCCGAAGUUAGGCAGUUCGUAGAGAAAUGCUUGGCAACCGUGUCCCUUAGGCUCUCGGCAAGGGAAUUGCUCGAUGACCCUUUUCUUCAGAUUGAUAGUUGUGGAUCAGACUUUAGACUUGUAGAUUAUGGAAGGGAAAUAGAGGAUAUAGGUCCUCUCGUAAGGCAACCUUACCUU